Molecule: messenger RNA, 1047 nt
Organism: Microthlaspi erraticum
Lineage: Eukaryota; Viridiplantae; Streptophyta; Magnoliopsida; Brassicales; Brassicaceae
Source: the annotation of a GenBank genome assembly
AUGGCUCCUGUCUCGUUACCACCAGGUUUCAGAUUUCAUCCAACGGACGAGGAACUAAUUACUUACUAUCUUAAAAGAAAGAUCAACGGCCUAGAAAUCGAACUUGAGGUCAUCGCUGAAGUUGAUCUCUACAAGUGUGAGCCAUGGGACUUGCCAGGGAAAUCAUUGCUUCCGAGCAAAGACCAAGAAUGGUAUUUCUUCAGCCCACGGGACCGGAAGUAUCCCAACGGUUCAAGGACAAACCGGGCAACCAAAGGCGGGUAUUGGAAGGCCACGGGUAAAGACCGCCGGGUUAGUUGGAGAGACCGAGCCAUUGGAACCAAGAAGACAUUGGUUUACUACCGUGGACGUGCACCACAUGGUAUUAGAACCGGUUGGGUCAUGCACGAAUAUCGACUCGAUGAAACCGAAUGCGAGCCUUCUGCAUACGGCAUGCAGGAUGCAUAUGCACUUUGUCGUGUGUUUAAAAAGAUUGUGAUUGAAGCUAAGCCAAGAGACCAGCACCGGUCUUACGUCCACGCGAUGACGAACGUGAGUGGCAGUUCGAGUUUUGACGCUUGUUCAGAUCUUGAGAUCAGUUCAACUACUCACCAAGUUCAAAACGCAUUCCAACCGCGAUAUGGAAACGGGCGUUUUAACGCAAACGCGGUCAGUAACGAAGACUGGUCACAAUACUAUGGUUCUUCUUAUGGACCGUUCCCUAAUCCAUAUAAGGUUAAUAAUGAGAUCGAAUGCUCAAUGUUACAACACAAUAUAUCUCUACCGCCAUUGCGUGUAGAGAACUCUGCGAUUAGCGAUUGCGAUUUCUUCACGAGUAUGACUCACAACAACAAUCAUGGUGUUUUGAACGACUUCACUUUCGCUUCAAGUAACCCCAACCAUUAUAAUAGCGUUGAAGAUCAAGUGAUCCACAUAGGCAAUUACGAUGAGCCAUUAAUAAUGUCAAAUCAUCAUAUGAACCAGGGUUAUACAGAAGAGCAUAAUAUCAUUUCGAGUUUGGAUGAUACUGACCAAGAUCUUGGACUUCAUGGUGAGUAUGCUAUGUAA